Erythranthe guttata (spotted monkey flower) is the source of this 3883-nucleotide messenger RNA. RefSeq names its product ARM repeat superfamily protein (gene MET18). NCBI's taxonomy places the organism in Eukaryota, Viridiplantae, Streptophyta, Magnoliopsida, Lamiales, Phrymaceae. The record is from RefSeq and is a predicted model, not a curated record. Gene Ontology annotation, cellular component: cytosolic [4Fe-4S] assembly targeting complex.
AAUAAAAACCAAAUUAAUUACACAAUAAUUAAAUGUCAAAACCCUCGCUCCCGGCAAAAGGAAAAUCACUUAAACCCUCACCUCCACCGUUUGCAGACACUAACACCGGCACCUCCGCGCACAAUGGGCGAUUCCGUUCAAUUGAUCAAACACGUCGAGUUGUACGUUAACUCCUCCGCCACUCCGUCGCAGCAGGUUGCCAGCGUGGACGCUGUUGCUGCUCUGUUGAAGAAUGAUUUAUUAACUCUGGAUGCACUUGUUAGGGAAAUGGAGAUGUACUUGACUACUACAGAUAGCAUCGUCCGCUCCAGAGGAACUCUGCUCCUCGCUGAAAUUUUGGAACAACUAACAUCAAAGCCCUUAAAUAGUACUUCAAUACAUAGUCUAAUAGGAUUCUUCACGGAAAGACUGGCAGAUUGGAAAGCACUACGUGGUGCAAUUGUGGGUUGCUUGGCAUUAUUGAGGAGAAAAGUUGAUGUUGGAAUAGUAACUGAUAGUGAAGCGAAGGCUGUAGCUCAGUCAUAUCUCCAAAAUCUGCAGGUGCAGUCCUUGGGACAACAUGACAGAAAGCUAAGCUUUCAACUCAUGGAUUGCUUAUUAGAUCGCUACCCUGGUGCAAUAAGGGAUUUGGGAGAUAACCUUGUGUAUGGAAUCUGUGAAGCUAUUGAUGGGGAAAAAGAUCCUCAAUGCUUAUUGCUCGUAUUUCAUAUAGUGGAGAGUCUUGCAAGAUUAUAUACUGGCCCGUUAGCAAAUUUUGCCGAGGAUCUGUUCGAAAUUUUAGGCUCUUACUUCCCUAUCCAUUUUACCCAUCCAAAAGGCGAGGAUGAUGAUGUGAAAAGAGAGGAGCUCUCAAGGGCAUUAAUGCUGGCAUUUGCUUCUACACAUCUUUUUGAACCAUUUUCUAUCCCCUUGCUGCUGGAAAAACUUUCUUCUUCUCUGCCAUCAGCCAAGGUGGAGUCGUUCAAGUAUCUUAGCUACUGCUCAACAAAAUAUGGACCUGAGAGAAUGGUGAAACAUGCUGAGGCUCUCUGGUCUUCUGUAAAAGAUGUAACAUAUAUUUCACCUAGUUCUACCCCGUCUACGGAGUCUGAAUCAAUGGGUGGAAUGAGUUUUCAGGAUAGUGAAAUUAUGAGGCAUGCUUUUGUGCUUCUGCAGGAAGUUACUCGGCAACAUGCUGAUUUUGUUAGUUUAGUUAUUGCUGACAAUGACAUACACGUAUUUAUCAACUCCCUAAAUCAAUAUAAGGAGUUUGAUGAUAUUCCUGUAUUAGUCAAACAGAAAUUACAUGCACUUGGUCAUAUUCUGUCCACUUGUGCUAAACCCUCUGUUGAAUUGUGCAAUAAGGUCUUUGAGGGUUUCUUUCCACUCCUCAUGGAUGGUUUCGGGCUUUCAGCUGCAAAACCAUCUGAUAAUGUCGAAUGUAAAUUUGGAGCCAUAUAUCUGUGCACAGAACUUCUUGCAGCAAGCAGAUAUUUGACCUUGUCCCUUGACAAUUGCACAUUGGACCCCGAUUUUUCUCGUCAGACAUGGCAUGUGAUGCUUAGCAAUUUCUCUAAAUCACUCGAGAAGGCCUUCAUUGCCCUCUUACGAUCAAAUGUUGCUGAUAAUGCAGAAAGUGCUUAUGUUUAUUUUGGAGUUAAGGGCUUGCAAAUUCUGGCUACAUUUCCAGAAAGCUUCCUUCCAGUAUCCAAGUCCAUAUAUGACGAUAUUUUGUUGGAGCUUGUGUCAAUUGUUACUUCUAGUGGCAGUAAGACAUUCUUAUGGACAUUGGCACUUAAGGCAUUAGUAGAGAUUGGUUUCUUCAUUAAUAAAUGUCCAGGCUCUGGGAAAGCUGCAAGUUUUGAGAGUAUUGUCGUCGAAAAGAUUGUUUCCUUGAUAUCUUCUGAUGAUUCAGCUUUGCCUUUAUCACUCAAAUUGCAAGCAGUUUUUGAAAUAGGAGAAACGAGGAAAGAUAUUAUGCUUAGAGUUGUCCAAGCGUUGGAUGAGGCUAUUUCUACCAAAUUUUCUGAAGUUAAUGAUCAUGGGAAUCAUGAGUCGUAUAAUAUGAUUGUCAAGCUUCUUGAUACUUAUACGCAGAAGGUGCUUCCAUGGUUUCUUGAGAUUGGAGGUUCUGAAGAAAUUCCACUGAAUUUUGCUCUUGGUAUCUGGGACAAGAUGGAAACUAGUAGGUUCCUGAACGUCAACCCUCUGCAAAUUGCAAGUGGUGUCCUCGGUGCAACAAUGACUGCAAUGAAGAGUGCAGUUGGGAGUUGUUCAAAAGAAAACCAGGAGAUCAUUAUCAGCAAAGCUUUCGGAAUACUCUUUUCAAGUACAGAUUUUGGGUCGCCGGGAUUUAAAUCUGGCAAUGAUAUAGUGAAGGAGGACGAGUUGCAGCAAACUAAUAACAAUGUUGGCAGAGAUAAGUGGCUUACUUCGUUAUUCGCGUCAGUUGUUAUAGCACUCCGUCCUCAAACUAUUAUACCGAAUGGCAAAAUGGUUUUGCAGCUGUUCAUAACAAGCCUAUUGAAUGGCCAUGUUCCAUCGGCUCAUGCGUUGGGUUCUUUAGUUAAUAAGCUACCUUUGGAGAUUAACGGAAUGGAUUCAUCUACAAGUUUUACUCUAAACGAGGCAAUGGACAUUAUAUUUCACAGUUUUAAUAUUCUGGGAAACGAUGGCAGUGGGAUUGAUUUCGGUAGUUUAAGACUGAAUACCUUGAGAAUACAAUCAGCAAUUAACACUGUUGUUGGAUUAGCCUGGAUUGGUAAAGGAUUACUUAUGAGGGGUCACGAGAAGGUGAAAGAUAUAACAAUGUCUUUAUUGAGUUUCUUGACGAUGGAUGGUCAAGAUGGGUUGCCGAAACAAUUUCAGAAUCUGAUUGAAGUUUCUGACGAGAAAGGCGUAAAUCAGCUGAUGAUAUGUGCUGGGGAUGCGUUUCGUACCAUUAUGAGUGAGUCUGAAGAAUGUCUGAAUCGGAAAUACCAUGCAAAUGUACGACCACUCUACAAGCAACGGUUCUUCAGCACCAUCAUGCCAAUUUUGAUAUCGUUGGUAGUAAAGUCCGAAUCAUCAUUUGUCAGAUCUAUGCUAUACAGAGCCUUUGCACAUGUUGUGACUGAAACUCCCCUGUCUGCUAUUUUGGGAGAAGCUAAGAAGUUGGUCCCUUUAUUACUGGAUUGUUUAUCCAUGCUGAGAAAGGAUGUAUCGAACAAGGAAAUUAUCUACAGUCUCUUGCUCGUCAUAUCUGGAGUAUUGGUGGAGAAAACUGGACAAGAAGCUGCAGUAGAAAAUGCACCCGGCAUUAUAAACCAACUUACUGAUUUAACAGCAUACUCGCAUAUGACGGCUAUACGUGAAACAGCAAUUCAGUGCCUUGUUGCCGUUUCUCAACUAUCCCAUACAAGAAUUUAUCCUUUGAGAACAAAGGUUCUACGAGCCACAUCGAAGGCGCUUGACGAUCCUAAGCGAGUUGUUCGUCAAGAGGCCGUCAGAUGUCAUCAAACUUGGGCUUCAAUGGCAUCAAGAAGUCUCCACUAUUGAAAUUAUUUCAAGGAUUUUCCAAUGCUAAGCUGAUUUCAUUAGACCUUGAAUUUUGCCUCCUCAGACUUGAAGCUGUAUAUUGUAGAUUGUGCAGCAUUCGUAUAUAUUUUAGAUGCGCUUCUCUGCUCGUUUGUUCACCUGUAUCGUUAAUUAUCCAUUUUUACACACAUCCACUUGUGUGUGUGGUUGUAUGCAAAUUUACGAUAAAAAUAUAAUUAUUCUUGUAGUAUCCAUUUUGGUAAGAAACAUGAAUUUUGAAGUAUUUUACCAGGUGUAGCAUAGAUUUUUGGAAUAAUUAUCUGUAGUCGGCGUUGAAAAGAUAUUGAAUUCUAUUGUUUAUGUAUACACAAGCAUAUAAAGUUAUGAU